Molecule: messenger RNA, 1577 nt
Organism: Acipenser ruthenus (sterlet)
Lineage: Eukaryota; Metazoa; Chordata; Actinopteri; Acipenseriformes; Acipenseridae
Exons: 3
Coding region: 592-1476 (294 amino acids)
Source: RefSeq, a predicted model, not a curated record
AACAUAAACUUCUAAAUUAAGCUAACUGUGCUCCACAUUAGGGGAAGCAAUAAAGUUGCUGUGGAACCCUAUUAUUAUUAUUAUUAUUAUUAUUAUUAUUAUUAUUAUUAUUACCUAGUAGUAAUGGGCAAAUUCACAGAAGUUGCAGUUUUUAUUCGUCUUAAAGUUUAGGUACAUUCAUUUUCGUAUUAUAAAAAGCAGAAAGCAGGGCUGUACAUUUCUCUAAAAUAAUUAAUUAAGUUUCCCCCCUUGACAUGUCGCUGUACUGCACAGGAGUGACCAUUAAACGUCAUAAGAACGUCAGCAAAACGCGAUAAAUAGCAGGUGAAGUAAUAACACGCUGAGUGAUUUUGUAAAUAAAACAAACUCCUCGGAAGAGGCUGUGUGUAAAAACGUGUCCAAUAACGUCAAUCUUAAUUGAAGUGACUGCUUUGCAGGAUAAGACAAGACGAAGCAGCUCCCGGCGGCCCACAGGGCGCGUAUCCUACAGGUGUUAAGGACCCUGAGCACCUGUAACCCUGUUAGAGUUGUAUUUUAAUACAUCUCUUGCAGCCGGAUCUAACCAGUUCUGCUGGAAGUAAACCCACGCCAAUGGCAGACUUUGCUAACACAAACACGCCCCAAGUCGGUGAUCCAGAUAACGCAUCCCAUGACUAUCAGUGCACUUGUGCACACUUAAAAAAUGUAGGGUCAUUGUCUGUGCAGAGUGAUGGAACCUUCCGUUGCAAUUGUGGUGAAACUCCACAGAUGAGCUUUUUGCCCGACAGUGAGAUCGCUGAACCUUUGUUCCAUGGCUUUUGUCACGAUACCGUGUUUGAGAGGCAGUAUGACUUUAAUUUCUACAAAGAAAGGAAAGGCCAGCUGAGAGACGGCUCUCCAUGUCUUGUGAACGAGUGUGCGGUUGGUUGUCCUCACCACCCUCAAAUCAAGCUAGAGCCAUCCUCCUGUGAUAACAUCCACAAACUCAAGGCUUGUAGCGAUCACUGUUCCAACAUCAGGGCUCAGUAUGAGAGAAAACUACAGGGAAGCCAGCAAUACAUAAACCAGUGGGAAGAAAUGAUAAAAACAAAGGAAAGGGUUGCCAAUAUGCAGAAACAGGAUGAGCCUGAAAAGGUGCAGCACCUGCCACCGCAUCAGCAUACCUACGUGUGUCAGCUGUGCUGCAGGACAGUUGCCAAGGGUGAGCUGUCAGGAAUGAAAUCCACUGCCAUGAUGGAGCCUCUGGAAAGCACGGUCAAAAGUCACGUCAUGUCCUGCCACGGCUGCAAAGGGUCAGAGUCGCACAGCAAUGUCUGUGACCCAACUUCAAGCACGGGCAGGAACUCCAGCUAUACAAGAAGAGUCUCGGCUGCAGGGUGCUCAUGUCCUCGUCCAUCCUUCUCUUUAACAAGGGCCUGCAGCGACUGCGCACCACAAGAGGUCACAACCCCAAAGUUUUACCAGGGACACGAAUGCCUGAAGACCCAAAUGGACUAGGGGGAGACAGGCUAAUUUGGAAGUGCUUCAACAAUUUACAUUUGCCUAAAUUUCCCUGCAGAGAAUGUAACGCAUUCCUGAAUGUUAAAUCUACCUUUUAA